Messenger RNA from Seriola dumerili (greater amberjack), 1206 nucleotides. Its product is annotated as coxsackievirus and adenovirus receptor homolog. The transcript has 5 exons. Gene Ontology annotation, cellular component: bicellular tight junction; intercalated disc; basolateral plasma membrane. Gene Ontology annotation, molecular function: cell adhesion molecule binding. The record is from RefSeq and is a predicted model, not a curated record. Gene Ontology annotation, biological process: homotypic cell-cell adhesion. Lineage: Eukaryota; Metazoa; Chordata; Actinopteri; Carangiformes; Carangidae. The annotation marks the transcript as partial.
AUGGGAAUAUUUAGACCUCUCACCAUAGGACCAGCUUGUGCUCUAGAAAUAACCUCACACAUCAAGUACUACUAUGUGGCUAGAGACUCAAGUGUUACCCUUAAUUGUGAGUUCGUCCUUGAUUCUGAGAACGUGGAACAUACAGAAAUAGAGUGGAAAAUUCUGGCUGAAAACAGAGACCAAGAUGACAAUACCAUUAUCUGGUACACUGCAGCCAUGAUAUAUAACAAUUUAUACGGUCCUUUAAAGCAUAGGGUCUACUUCACAUCUCCUGAGCCCCAAAAUGGCAUCGCUUCAUUAACAAUCAGUGACCUGAAGCUUACAGAUUCAGGCACUUACCAGUGUAUGGUGAAAAAGCUACCUGAAAUCGCGAUCAAAAACUUUAUCCUGUCAGUAAUGGAGAGGCCAAGUAUGCCAGUAUGUUACAUGGACGUAGAAGCUGUGGCAGGGGAAGAUCUGAGGCUGAGAUGCAGAUCGUCACAGGGUACUCCACCUGUGGAUUACAGAUGGUCAAAGACAAGUGGAAACCAGAAGUUGCCUCAUACUGCUUUUGCUGACACAAUAGAAGGAGACCUGUAUUUAGAUAAGAUCACAGAGAGCGACACUGGAACCUACCUCUGUACAGUUCUAAAUCUUGUUGGAAUAGAAGAGUGUGAGCUUGAACUCAGUUUCCCACCACCACUGACCAUGUACUAUGUAUAUGUAACUAUAGCAUCAGCCAUUUUCGGUGUGGUUUUGGUCAUCAACAUCAUCAUCAUCAUCGCAGUCAUUUGCUACCGCCGCAGAAAAGAGACUGAAGAGGAAUUUAGCAGUGAAAUAUUGGUGGAUGAACUCCCUCCUUACACAUGGCGUACAAGAGAGAGUGACACUUUAGGGUCUUGGUCUUACAUAAGUCCCCAGGGCAGUGUACAGACACAUACGGUCACGUAUGAGAACAUGGACUCAAGUCUAAGGACAAAGUGUACGGACAAAGACGCUGUGUAUGAGGUCGUAGAGCAGCAAGACCUUAAAGAAAAUCCAGAGGCGUAUGAACCCAUGGAGCCUGGUGUGACUCCUCGUGGGGAAGCAAAUAAAGAAAAUCCAGAGGCGUAUGAACCCAUUGAGCAUGGCGUGACUCCUCCUGUGGAAGCAAAGGUGUUCCGUCCACGGACAAGUAAGUCGAUUGAAUUGAUGAAACACGGUCCCAAGGCCUGUGGUGAAGGAAAG